Molecule: messenger RNA, 1476 nt
Organism: Drosophila obscura
Lineage: Eukaryota; Metazoa; Arthropoda; Insecta; Diptera; Drosophilidae
Exons: 3
Coding region: 134-661 (175 amino acids)
Cellular component (GO): nucleus
Molecular function (GO): zinc ion binding
Source: RefSeq, a predicted model, not a curated record
CUAGUAAUAUAAAAUACAUACAGCCAUCUGGAAAUAAAGAACAAAUACAAUAUCUUAUGUGUGUUGACAACUUAAGAAUAACCUAGAUCAACGCGCCUAUUUAUUAAUAGAGUGCUAUAGUAUACUGGUUGUCAUGGGCAGUAUUGAAAAGGCAUGCAUAUCAGGGUUUCUUUGCCGACUAUGUUCCGAAAUGCACAGAACUGUAAUUCAUAUAUAUAGUGACCAUGGGCAACGUUUAUGUCUUGUUGAAAAAAUUAACGGAUACCUUCCAAUAACUAUUUCUCCGACUGAUCCGUUGCCAAAAACCAUAUGUAGAACAUGUUUACAUCGUGUAGAGCAACAUUAUUCUCUUUUAAUGCGGCUUACACGUAUGCGAGAGGAGAGAAAAAUUUUUGACUAUAAACCACGCAGAGAAAUGGCAAAUUCAUCAAUAUCCAGCGUGGAAUGCUCUGAUGAGGAGGAUAACAUAGCAGAAACCGUAGGCAAUACAAAUGGACGAGAUGGAAAACACACCUCCGAGUCCAUUAAAUCGAGAGAUACGGUUAUAACUCAUCGAAAUAAUAAUGAAACCCACGAUGAGAGUGGGUCUGGAUCAAGGAUUAGAGACGGAAAAGGUUCUGGAAGCCGUGGGACAAGGCACACAACUCCAGCACUAACGUAAAAUUAUGACUGUCUGACUAGUCAAUGGUUUAAAUAUUAUUAUAUGUAUAUAAACAUAUUAAUAUAUAUAAACAAAUAUGUAAACAUUUUGAAAGUAUAAUUGCGUAAAAUAGGCAUUUUAUUUAUAGAUUUGCAAGUUUGUAGCCAUUAAAGAAAAUCGAUAAACAUAUAUUUAUUUCAAACAAUUUAAAACCAAAAAAAAAGGCUGGAUAGCUUGUGCUGUCCACAAGAUUUGCUUCUGCACGUACAGAUCGAUCAUUCAUAUAAUAGCUAAAUCAUAACAGCGGUAGACAUUUUAACUUACAUCUCGAGAAUUUUGAACUAACUAGACUCAAAAAUAGUAUUGCAAAAUUAUAUCGAUACAAAAUAAGCUGAAACUUGUAAAGAUGGUUGGAUUAUCUUAAGUAAUGAAUUAGUUUUUUCUCAUUGUCCGUUCCCCAAGUUAUGUGGAACUUCCAAGCCUAUUUAUAUAUAACUUAUUUUAUUGAAAAUUGAUGACACUAAAGAGUUCAGAUCUAAAAAUACAAUACAACAUUUUUUUAAAAAUUUUAAAGUUGAAGAAACUGUAACCUUCAACUUUGGAUCGCCUGUAGAUAAAAAUUAAGUCCUAUGAAAAGUCGUACAAUUCUCUUUCCAAUUCAUCAAUUUUUGUCGAUGCAGAUGCCGAGUAAAAAUUAUGACAUUCGACACAACGCACACUGGGCAAAAAAGUUAAUCUAGCGGUAUAAAAGUCAAACUAAGGAAUUUAUCGACAAAAUUUAUUAUAAAUUAUUUUGUUAUUUUUUAUAUUAAAAAGUAAAAAAAAUAUAAUUUUUA